AUGCAAGCUGAAGUGCAAGUGGUUAGAGAUGAUGGUGGGAUCGCAGUCGAAAUUCAAGAAGGAACUCCUAUUUGCUGGGACGAUAUUGGUCUGUCACUAGAAUGCAUGCUGGACGACGAAACUUGGACUCAAGUUGGCUUUCUGGAAUCCGUCUCGAGAGUGGUGGAAGACGAGGAAGAUGUCGGUGAAGAGAUAGAGGAGGAGGAAGAGGAAGAAGAGGUGGAGAAGAAGCCGUCACACACUUGCGAUAAUAUCUCUAAUCUGAGAUUCCUUAUCUUCGACAGCGACGAGCUUGCAAAGUUGCUUGACGAGCAUGCUAUCGAUGUUCUGUUGGCAACGAAGAAAUGCUUUACACAUGAUCUUCCCCGUUCCAAUAUGAUGGAAUGA
Haemonchus placei is the source of this 387-nucleotide messenger RNA. NCBI's taxonomy places the organism in Eukaryota, Metazoa, Nematoda, Chromadorea, Rhabditida, Trichostrongylidae. The record is from the annotation of a GenBank genome assembly.